Sus scrofa (pig) is the source of this 8436-nucleotide messenger RNA. RefSeq names its product MPV17 mitochondrial inner membrane protein like (gene MPV17L). Gene Ontology annotation, biological process: mitochondrial ribosome assembly. Gene Ontology annotation, cellular component: membrane; cytoplasm; mitochondrion. The record is from RefSeq and is a predicted model, not a curated record. NCBI's taxonomy places the organism in Eukaryota, Metazoa, Chordata, Mammalia, Artiodactyla, Suidae.
GGAGGCGGGGGCUGAGGGCGCCGGCCGCCGAGCAGGAGGCGGAGGCCGUGGCCCAGAAGCCUCCGGCGGCGGCUGGCAGGCGCUGGGGGCGCGGGCAUGGCGGGCUGGUGGCGGGUACUCCCGCGCGCCGCCGGGCGCUACCCUUGGCCCACGAACGUGCUGCUCUAUACCGCGCUCUUCUCGGCUGGCGACGCGCUGCAGCAGCGGCUGCGGGGCUGCCGGGCGGACUGGCGGCAGACGCGGCACGUGGCCACGGUGGCCGUGGUCUUCCACGGAAACUUCAACUACGUGUGGCUGCGCCUGCUGGAGCGCGCGCUGCCGGGCCGCGCGCCGCGCGUCAUCCUGGCCAAGGUGCUGUGCGACCAGGCGCUUGGCGGGCCGGUGGCCGUCUCUGCCUUUUACCUGGGUAUGAGUAUUCUCCAGGGGAAGGAUGACAUAUUUUUGGACUUGAGACAGAAAUUCUGGAAUACAUAUAAGAGUGGUCUGAUGUACUGGCCUUUUGUACAGCUCACCAACUUCAGCCUCGUUCCUGUUCCCUGGAGAACAGCUUACACCGGACUCUGCGGCUUUCUGUGGGCCACCUUCCUCUGCUUUUCACAACAGGGUGGUGAUGGCACACUGAAGUCAGCUUUCGCUUCUCUUCGCACAAAGGGGACAAAUGAAGUUGAAAGCCCCCCAGAGAAAUGACAAGUCAAGAACUCCCUGAAAGGGACUAAUUUUUUCCCCUUAAAUGCAGUGGACCUGCUUGCAGAAGAAAUACUCUCCUUACCAGUUAUGUGCUCCCUUUUGAAGAACUACUAUUCUGUAGACCCACCUGGGUUGUCGUCCCCCCCAAGUUUGAGACCCAGUUGUUUUUAAUUAGCAGUAAUAAUUUUCAGUCUUAUUCAAAUCUUUUUUUUUUUCAUUCUAAUCUGAAAGUAUUACUUCUCUAAUUUUCCCUUCUCUAAUACUUUGGUUAGUAUUAGGAACAGUGACAAAGUGGCAUUUUAUACUCAUUACUCUUUCUAGUCCACUAUUUCAUUGCCAGUUGAUUUAAGGCAUUUCGAUUGUAUACAUCGCUUCUAAAAAACCUCAGGUUGUCUCCUAAAUGCUUCUGGAUUACCUUUUAUACAGUCCUUAGAGUAAAUUUCUAUUUAUACAGCAUUGAAUGACCAGGUUUCCCACUAAAAUACUGUAUAAUAAUUUAUUGUUAUGCAAUACUAAAGAGCUGCAAGUACAUUUUAUAUAAAAAAAUAACUAGUCAGUGUGUCCUAUAUAGAGUGUAUUUUAUGGAUAUCUUCUACUUUUAUAGUUUUUAAACAUUUUUUGGUUAAUGUUUUUUAGUUUUCAGCAUAUUCAUUUGGCUCAAUACCCCAUUUCUUAGACAUGUACAAAAUACAAAAAUAAUGUACUCAAUAUUUGGCUUUUAAAAGAAAUAUAUUGAGUGAAAUUUCUAAAAAAAAUUAAACAGUUCUUCUGGAAAGAACUGUAUAAAGUUCCAGGGAAAAUAGUUACUUACCCCCAAAUUCAUACUGAUGUUACAGUUUUUAAAAGUAGUGCUUUGGAGUUCCUGCCAUGGCACAGCGGAAAUGAAUCUAACCAGGAACCAUAAGGUUGUAGGUUCAAUCCCUGGGCUCGCUCAGUGGGUUAAGGAUUUGGUGUUGCCGUGAGCUGUGGUGUAGGUCGGCAGCUGUAGCUCCAAUUCUAUCCCUAGCUGGGAAUCCAUAUGCUGCGAGUGCAGCCCUAAAAAGCCAAAAAACAAACAAACAAAUAAACAGUAGUGCUUUCACAUAAAUCUUUACAGAUCAUCUUUAAGGUAGACAUGAGAAAUUCAAUCCAGUUUUUCAGAUUGACCCAGUUUUUUGAACUUCAAAACCAGUGGGUUUAACAAUUAUGUGAGUAUUUCAAGAAGUUUUAGCAAUUUUCACCCAAGAGUUGUGUUGCUCUUCUGUUGAUUUCAAUGGAGUGUUUCACAAAUUUGAAGGUGUGAAGCACUGAGAUGUUAAUAUAUUUAUCUUGAGAAUUUGUAUUUAAGAAUAUAUAUUCUAAACAUUUUAAGUAUAUAAUUGAUGUUAGUUGUAAUAUAAAUUUGUUAUAAGUAUAUAACUCUUAAGUACAUGAUUUAUUUGAAUUUAAUAGAUAUUAAUAUAUUUUACAUUAUUCAGACAAGAGUAAGAUAAUUUCUAGUUUAAUUCUAAAUUGUUUUUUGCAUAGUCUUAAAAGUAGUUCCUAUAACGGAAAAGCUACUUCGCAACACCUAAGUCAUGUUUUAGUUAAAAAGUAUAUCCAGGAGUUCCCGUUGUGGCUCAGUGGUUAACAAAUCUGACCGAUAUCUAUGAGGACGAGGGUUCGAUCCCUGGCCUCUCUCAAUGGGUUAAGGAUCCGGUGUUGCCGUGAGCUGUCGGGUAGGUCAGAUCCCCCGUUGCUGUGGCUGUGGUGUACGCCAGCAGCUAUAGCUCCAAUUCGACCCCUAGCCUGGGAACCUGCAUGUGCCUCGGGUGCGGCCCUGAAAAAAGAAAGACAAAAAAAAAAGUAUAUCCAGAGUAAAUAUGGUAAGAACAACCUGGCAAUUUUUUAGAUGAGCUUCAGCAUUACUUACGGUGGAAGAAGCGUGUUUGGGAAACAAAUCUUGUUUACACUGUCAAGGGGGAAAAGCUUAUUAUUCAUAAACUGUGAUAAUCUGUACUCAAUAAUGUGUUCCUCUGGGAAAUCCCUGGUGGCCCAGUGGGUUAAGGAUCCAGCAUUGUCACUGCUGUGGCUCAGGUUGUGGCUGUAGCACAGGUGUGAUCCCCGGCCAAAAAAAAAAAAAAAAAAGUGUUCCUAUGUACUGUAGGGAAUAUGUAGCCUAUGUCCUCUGAAUUUUUGCAAAUAAUAUCUUUAAUUUUCAUGUGCUUUUGUGUUUUAGUGUUAGAAAUGGAAUUUAUCCCAAAUAAUGGAAUGUUUGUUUUAACAUGCUGCCAUUCUUUGUAAAUCACACCCUUGACCCUCCACGGUUAGAACAGAGCAGGUGGCUCCUAUUCCAGAUUUCCCGUCCCUAAGGUUUCUUUAACUUGUUUGUGCGCUGCCUCAGCAUGUUCUUCUGGCCCCUUGGUUGAUGAGCAAGGGCAAAACCUUUCAUUCCUUUCCCUUGACAGAGAUGAGGUAGACUGGAUUUUCCAAAUUUCACCUACUAUGUAGGAGGAUGUCUUAAGCAUUAAACAACGACAACAAAAAACGAACAGUAUAUUGCUUUCUGAUCCUGGGUAAGCUUUUGGGGUAUUAACCUCUGUAGUUCAAACGGCACCUACCCAGCUCUCCUCCUUUUCUGACUCUCUGAUGGCCUUGCAUGAUAAUACCAUUGGCCACCACCACUAGGGAGCUGUCCUGGCCCUGCUGCUGUUAAAAUCAAGAGUGCUUUUUGACUCCUGGUGUCCAUUUCCAGUCACAGAUACAGGCCUCUUACCCAGAUAGCUGAAAAGUGAUUUCUUAAUUCAGGGGAGAUCUUUCCUUCUACCUACCUUAUAGUCCACCAGUAUAACCAUAGUAGAUCACAUCAUAACCCGCAUGUAAAUAAUGUGUCAUUAAAGGCCACUGGAGGAUAUAAUGAGCAUAAACAACAUGGCGGUAACUGUUAAAAGAAGUUCAUGGUCUAGUUGUGAGUAUAAGAAAAAUGAUACUCAGGUCCUCCGGACACCUAUAAUCCAAUUCAUCAUUCAGUGUUUGAACAGCAUUCCUGACUAGUCAACAGAAAGCUUGACUGCUCCUCAAGGAAUGCCCCCCAGCCAUGGGUUAGUGAUGGCAGCAGUUAAGUACUUUGCAAUCGUGUUACCCUAGGAAAUCUGGGAAGGCUCCAUGGAGGAGAUGCCUGAGCUGGGUCCUGAAGGAUGGGAAGUCACAAGACUGCAGGUCUGUGAACCUCGGACCUUGAAAGAGAAAGCAAAGGAAAAGGCAUUUAAGUUCUAACUGAAAGGGAUGUGUUUGAAUAAUGUAGGUGCUUCUGUCCAGCUUACUUGAAAUUAAAAAUCAUGCAUAAUUUGUAGCCUAUCAGUCUUUUUUCUUUUGUAAGAGAAUUAAUGAAAGUUAUUCAUAAAUCAUGAUGGGUUUGGUGAGGAAGAAUUCGGCAAUGUAAGAGUUGGCAUUAAAAUUUAAAAAUUUUCUAAAAACACCAAAUUUGAGAGCAGUGUGUAAAAAUAUUUUCCUCGAAAUAUGUCAGUGAGGUGAUUCAGCAAAGUGAUUGAUUACCUGCCUGCUAUACAGUUGGUGAAAUUUGGCAUUUAGGGGUUUAUACACAUGCAGAGGGCUUUAGGGAAAUGUGAUCUUUUGAUAUACAUUUUAUUGGAGUAGAGUUGACUUACAAUGUGUUAGUUUUAGGUAUACAUCAAAGUGAAUCAUAAAUAUAUAUAUAUAUCUCCAUUCUUUUUCAGAUGCUUUCCCCUUAUACGGAUUACAGAGUAUUGCAGGUCCUUGUUACUUAUCACUUUGGGGGAAAACGUUAUCGUACUUACAUUGAUGCUUUUGAGGCCAGAAUAAGAAAACUGUUUACGGAUGGAAGGAAUUAUAGCUAAUAAAAGGCAGUCCAAAGAGGAAAGCAUUUUCCCACAUUCUAAUAUUCAUUAAUCAUUGCACUUUUGGUUUUAAUACUUUGAAGAAAACAUUACUUCUUUCACUAUAAAAUGUGUAACUACAGAGAUUUAACUUGGGUGUUUCAGGUUGUAGCUAAACAGGGCCUCCAAAUCAACUGUGUUAACCACAACCAAAUCCAAUGGAGAGUUUCUUUAACUGAGGCAGUUUACCCAGAAGUACAAUUUCUUUUCUUUUUUCUUUUUUUUGGUCUUUUUUUAUCUUUUCUAGGGCUGCACCUGUGGCACAUGGAGGUUCCCAGGCUAGGGGUCCAAUCGGAGCUGUAGCUGUUGGUGUACGCCACAGCCACAGCAACUCAGGAUCCGAGCCGCCUCUGUAGCCUACACCACAUGGCAAUGCCGGAUCCUUAACCCACUGAGCAAGGCCAGGGGUCAAACCCACAACCUCAUGGUUCCUAGUCAGAUUCGUUAACCGUUAGCCACGACGGGGACUCCCAGAAGUACAAUUUCUAACUCAUCCGUACUUUAUUCCUCUUCUAAGGAUUGUCAUCCUUUAGGAUUCAUUCAAAGCUAUUGAAAAAUAUUUUUUGCUUGGUGGGUAAUCUUUUAGUUCAGUGGAAUUUUAUGUGAAUUUUUGCAGUGUUUGCCAAGACAAAUUAUACCCAGAACACGCUUAACCAUAUAUCCUGGAGGCAGCUUUCAUUUGAAAUUAUGUUCAUCUUCUGAAAGUAUUAGAAAGUUAAUGGAUUUUUGUGCCUGAAGAUUUUUACUUUGCAUUGGCUACACGUAAUCUAGUUUUACCCACUAUAUUUAGAAUCUAAAGGAACCAAAUCACAGAAAAUGCAAUGUAAAAACUCAGGAAAUUUUUUCUCUUAACACUGUCAGUGGUGAAUAAGUGAAAGGGGAAAUGUGGAGUUCAAAGAUAAAGGGUGAACUUGGAGUUUCAGGGUAACAGAUGAAGAGCUGUGAACAGGAGCCAACCAAGCCGAUAGAAUAGUUCAUAACUCAGUUAACAUGACUGGCAUAUAUCUGUUAAAAGCUUAUCUUUUUUAGUUCUCUUUCCCGUUGUAAAUCUGUGUUUCCUUACAUCGUUAUUUUUUUGGCUGCACUCGUGGCAUGCGGGAGUUCCCAGACUGUGGCCACAGCAGUGACCCAAGCCACAGCUGUUGGAUCCUUAACCUGCUGAACCACAUGGGAACACCUCCUUAAAUCUUAUCCAUCCAUACCUGCCUUUCUCUUUGUCAAAGGGCCCUAACAAGCCCCCUUCUCCUGUUCUUCAUCCCUCCCCAGCCCCCUCCACCCAGAUACUCCAAAGGGACAGAGUACGUGAUGAGGUCAGGGACCAGUAUACUUCGUGGCAUGACAGCCGUGCUUUAGGGAGACGGUUGCAGAGGCCCCUCUGUGGGUCUUUUCUUCCCUCCAGGGUAAGUAAAGAAGGAAGGAUCAGUCCUAGGGAGAGAUGGGAAGGGAGUAACCAUUCUGGAGGCAGCGUCCCUUUGAAGUUAGGUUCAUCUUCUUCACGUAUUAGAAACUGGAUGGGUUCUUGUGCCCAAAGAGUUUGACCCUGCAGUGCCCCCUUUUUUUCAGAGACCCCCCUCUGUCCUCUGGCUGCCCCUUCCCUGCAUUCUGACUUAGUGCUGUAUCUUCCACAUCAGUUCCCAUUUCUCUUCUUCAUCUUUCCAAGCUCCCAUUCUCUCUCUGUGGCUGAUUUCAGCUACCUUUAGAAAAGGAGGUUUAUUGAGCUCAUGUCCUGAGAUGUGGAUGACAGUCAUUCUAGCUGAGUUGUGUUUUUAAUGGCUAACACAGUGAAUCUCUGGAUGGAAUUUUAGGAAGUACUGCUGUGGUGGGUGGGGGGUGGAGAGAAGUUUUUUUUUUCUUUUUCUUUUUCGGCUGCCCUACAGCAUAUGGGGUUCCCAGGCCAAGGAUCAGAUCUGAGCCACAGUUGUGACCUACACCGCAAGUGUGGCAACGCUGGAUCCUUCACCCACCUGGGGCCAAGGUCUGAAGCUGUGUCCCAGGGCUCCAGAGAUUCUGCCAAUCCUGUUGCACCAGAGUGGGAACUCCUAUUUAAUAAGAGCAGAUUUGUUUGGCAGGACUCUUCUGAUAGACUUUACCUUGUGCUGUCAAUUCCCCAUUGGAUUAAAACCAGCCGGGCAAAGAUCACUGCAAUGUAUUCUGAACUUUCUACAAUGGGUGAUCAUUACCUGUUUGCAAAUUUGUAUUCCCUACCAGAAUGAGCUUCUGGAGGGAAGAAUAUAUAUUUCUUCUUUGGAUUUGUAUCCAAAAUGUCCAGCACAGUGUCCAGCAUGUAGCAGAAAUUCUGUAAUACUGUUGAAUGAAUGAAUGAAUGAAUGAAUGAACGAAUGUAAUUUUUAGAUUUCUCAUCUGUUGCUUUUUGCUUCUGUACUGCUGCUAAGUCCGCACUGAUGGCUUUCUCAUCUUCAUCCCCGUGUUCAGGCAGCUGUCCUGUCUUAAGUUGAGCACAGCUUAGACCUCCAGCUGCUAUAGCUCCAGGCCCAGAAAAUUGUGUUUUCUUGGAGAUGGUUAUGACUUACAAGCUUUAAGGCCCUGGCCUAACUUGCACAUACCCUCCAAAAACCAUCUCUUCACACCUCUCCCCAGCUCUCCAAAGACUGGACUACUUGUCUUUGAGAAUUGGGUAGAGUCAUAGUAGUUGGGCCUUCUCCAAACCACUAAACUACACUUUGUGAUGGUUAAUUUUAUGUGUCAAUUUGACUGGGCCUUGGGGUGCCCAGAUAUUUGGUCCAACAGUAUAUUCUGGGUGUUCCUCUGAAGGCAUUUUUGGAUGACAUUAACAUAUAUAUUGGUAGACUGAGUCAAGCAGAUUGCCCUCCUUAAUGGGAGUGGGCCUUGUCCAAUCAGUUGAAGGCUGAAUAGCACGAAAAGGCUAGCCCCAUUCCAACUAACAGAAUUCUGGCUAGUUGACUGGGACACUGGCUUUUUUCCCUACCUUUCGACUUGAACCAUUGGCUCUUCCUGUGUCGUAAGCCUAUUGGCUUCUGGGUGGAAGCUACACCAUCAGCUCUCCAGGGUCUUUAGCUUGCUGACUCACCCUGCAGGCCUUGGGACUUGCCCCCCAAAUCAUAUGAGCCAGUUCCUUAUAAUAAAUCUCUUUCUAUACAUAAUGCUAUUGGUUUCUCUGGAGAACCCUGAGUAAUAUACGCUGUUAUGUAUGUCGAUUUCAUAGUUUGGCUUGUGCAGUGGUGACCAACAGCUCACAACUGUUAAGAGUUACUCUGGACAUCACUUUCUGGGACCCCCGAAAUCAUAAUACGUAGAUGGUCAUCCACUCCUACUCCACAGCCUCCACAGAGAGCAACAAAUUAAGCCCUGAAAAUGGAAGUGCGACCAGGCAGCCAGAUAACUGCCAAAUAACAGAACCAACUGCUUUUUCACCCGAGGGUGACAGUGGAUGGAGUUAAGUGUGUUGUCAAUUCUCUGAAUGCUGGGGACCAAGAAUGGAUGCCAGUUAGAUCGCAAGCUUGAUGAUGCUUCCUGGUGAAGGAUCAAUCGAUGUGAUUGAUACCCUACCUCAAUACUGAGGUCAGACGGUUGAGCAGACACUGGCCAUAUCAGAAUAUUGUCUUUUUAGUAUUCAUGGUAAAGAACUGUAUUUGUUCAUUUUCUUUUUCCUCCUUAUUUCCAUAAUUCUUUAAACCGCAUUUAAAAUGGAAAUACUGUUAAUUUAUUGUUCAUUUUCUAAUACUCAUGCCAUGAAGCCAGAAUACUCUUUUCAUGUUUUGAGUGGAAAUGGCUGUAAAAGCAACACUAGUUGCUUCAUUUUCAAGUUUAAAUUUUAUGUAUAAAAUGUGUAUAUUAAAUUUGUAUGAUGUGAUUUAGUGUAUAUGAAAAAAUAAAUGAAUUUUGGUUAAGCACA